CGUCAUACCAAAACAAAAAUGGCCCAGUCUGAAGUUCGGACGAGCCUUGAUCAGGAGGUGCUUUACGAGAAAGAUGGAGUAUUUCUCCACACAACGAUUUCUUCAGCAGAAAAUGACGAUACAUUGAUACCUGGGAGAUUAUUUCUCAUAAAAAGGGCUGAAGGGGUAUUUAUAGAUUGGAAGCCAGAACAAAAUGUGCAGGAUUUGAAUAAGACAGACGAAUGGACGGUAGUGAAUCACACGGUGGGAUAUAAAUCAGAUUCUGGCUCUGUAUCAAUGAAAUCCCCGGUGAAACACAAACACAUUAUAACCUUCAAUAUUUCGGAUUUGAAGAGCUUCAAAAGAUCAUCUCAGCAACUUGGGUGGUCCUAUUUGAUAUUUAUCCUACAAGAUGGCACCACUUUUCCUGCCCUUCAUUUCCACCAAGGGGGCACUAAGGCUCUGAUCAAGGAAAUGGAAAAAACCCUCAGCAUUAAAAAAUCUAAUAAUGACUCCAAGCUGUAUAUAGUGAGAGAACAUGAUCCUCAGGCCCUCUCGAAAUCCUUUGAUGAGCUUCAACUGUUCACGGAUCACUCCCAGGAUAUUGUUUCUAAAAUAAUUAAAGAUCCAGUUGGUGCUACUCUUGGGGGUUUUGCCAAGGUGACUAAACUACUCCAUGACACGCUUAUAGCUGCCGAGACUCAAGCAAAUGGAAACGGUGCUGGUGCUGAUGAUUUCUCUGACCUCUCUUUGAGUUUACGACAGCAUGACGACACUGAUAUACCAGGAAUACAGACCAGUGAACAAGACGAGCCUGGAUUUGAAGUCGUCACCAGGACUGAGCUACCUCCUAGGCCAACUGUGACGAGAUCUGAACCUCUAUCCCCCCAGGAAUGGACCAAACACAUGGAUAAAGAUGGCGUUGUUUUGGAUCAAGACAAAUUAAAGCAAAUUAUUUUCAGAGGAGGUGUGGAUAAAACCAUACGGUUAGAAGUGUGGAAGUUUCUGCUGGGUUACUAUAAAUGGGACUCGACAUAUAAAUCACGGACGGAAGAGAGAAAAACUAAAGUUGAUGAUUAUUUCCGGAUGAAACUGCAAUGGAAAACUAUCAGUGAAGCUCAAGAAAGAAAUUUCUCAGCUCUGAAAGAGAGAAAAGGAUUAAUAGAUAAAGAUGUCACUAGGACUGAUCGCACGCAUCCCUUCUUCCAAGGCGAGAACAACCCAAGCAUUCAGAUGUUGAAUGAUAUACUUAUGACAUACUGCAUGUAUAACUUUGACCUAGGUUACGUUCAGGGCAUGAGUGACCUCCUUGCUCCUAUUCUAGUUGUCAUGGAGAAUGAAGUGGAUGCAUUCUGGUGCUUUGUCGGCUAUAUGGACCUUGUGCAUUCAAACUUUGAGUUAAGCCAAGAAGGGAUGAAGGGACAACUAAAUGAUACCCACACUCUACUAAACCUUAUGGACCCUGCACUAUGCAACUAUCUAGAGAGCCAUGAGUCCAGCAAUAUGUACUUCUGCUUCCGUUGGCUUCUCAUCCAGUUCAAGAGAGAGUUCUCCUUUGAAGACAUCAUGAGACUGUGGGAGGUUCUGUGGACUGGACUGCCAUGUAAGAACUACCACUUGCUAAUAUGUCUUGCUAUCUUGGAUACGGAAAAAGCAACUAUUAUGGACAACAGAUUUGGAUUUACAGAGAUACUGAAGCACAUCAAUGAUUUGUCAUUGACAAUUCGUUUAGAUGACAUUCUCCCCCUAGCAGAGGCCAUGCAUAUACAACUCGCACAACUUGCCAGUGAAAACAAACUCAAGAACUCUAUAAGAGAGAUCAUAGGCUUAGCUCCAGAGCCCAAGAACACCUCAGACUCUCCAGAUGGGGAUGACACCCCGAAUGGCACUCCAAAAUUAAAAAAGAAAAAAAUGGACCUACUGAUUAAAGCUCAGGAGAAUAUUUCCCGGGAUGCUACGCAGAAAAGUAGUUCCGGUAGUGAACAGAGUUCCGGUAAUGCUACAGCUGUGACUACGCCAGGCUCAGGAAGUAGUUCCGAGUUACUUUUGGACAUGGAUACUGCAUUUAUCUUAUAGUAUGAGAAAAAAGGAUUUUCAAAAACUGACCACUCUUAGUAUGUUUAACAGGGAUGUACAGUGUUACAGGGGUGUAUUACAGGGGUGUAUAACAGGGAUGUGUUACAGGGGUACAUUACAGGGGUGUAUUACAGGG
Owenia fusiformis is the source of this 2191-nucleotide messenger RNA. NCBI's taxonomy places the organism in Eukaryota, Metazoa, Annelida, Polychaeta, Sabellida, Oweniidae. The record is from the annotation of a GenBank genome assembly.